CCAACGGCACUGUCAAGAUGAAGCUGGCCUACGACCGGCUACGGCGAGUCAAGGUAGACGACUUCACCAUGAACAUUCACGAGCAGCUGAAGAACUUGGAUCAGAUAUGGUUGGCUCGUAUUCUUGCAGACCUGGCAGGACAGCACACAGGAAUACUCACAGCGCCCAAUACUCAGCAGCAGCUCGACCUGGGCGACAACACCGACGGCACCGCUCAAAUGUUGAUCGAGCUCCUGAGACCACUGAUGGACGUCGACUCACUGCACAUCACCUUUCAGCCGAACAGCUUGGAGACAUCCAACACCACCUCGAUAGAUGACAGCCCGUUUCGAGUUACCUUCCUCGGCGCAGAUAUCGACAAGUGGGAAUCUUCGGCAUUAGAACGACUUGACGGACUCACUCCAGCACAGCAGCAUCACGGCAUUCGAGGACACAAGUGGCUUAUCGUGGCUCAAGGUCAUGCACCACCACCUACAAUGGAGGAAGACGCUGAGCGGAGGAUCCUACCGAGGCUCAAGCUCAUCACCACACCUCCGAGCUUCGACUUCACCAAGUUGAGGCAACAGCUGAAGGAGACGGAGUCCGACGCCGAACGAUUCCGCCUGCUGAAGGGUCUUCAUGAACGACUUCGGCACGAGCAGCUACCAGGCAUGGAGAAGUUUUUCAGGCGGCUCGGUGUACCGGACAAGUGUCUGGAGCUGGCCAAGCAGGUCAUUGCGGCAUGUGAGGAGUGCAACGACUGGGCACCCAUAGCGACCAAGCCCAAGUAUCGAGCAGAGUUGGCAGGUUGGUUCGGCGAAGUCAUGGUGUGCGACCUCUUCUUCAUAUUUGGUAAGACCUUCCUGCUCAUGGUCGACGAGGCGAUCAGAUGGAAGUUGGCCGAAGUACUACCCAAGAAGGACGCGUUCCACAUAGCCCAGGCAAUGCUACGAGCUUGGUUUCGAUACUUCGGACCUCCUAAGUGCAUCAAGUUCGAUCAAGAAGGCGGCGUUCGCUCAGACGACUUUGCAGUGGUGUGCGACCGCUACAGCAUACACAGACAGCUGGGCGGCUCGGAUGAUUCAGGCAAGCACACAGUCACGGGGCUUGCAGAACGACACAUCGGCCUCAUCAAGACAUCGUCGUUGAAGUGCAAGACCAGUGCGGCCAAGCAAGGUCUCGUGGUGCCCGACGAGGACAUAGUGUUCGAGUGUACGACGUGCCAGAACUUUAUGCUUGAGUACGGUGGAUACACACCAUCUCAGUGCUUGCAAGGACAGAAUCCUCGUGGCUUCUUUGAUCACGGCUCCAACUCCACUCUUGCCAUCGACGGCGCGCGCGACACGACACCAGACACCUUCGAGUCCUACCUCAGGCUCAGGAUGAUGGCCAAGGCGGCAGUUCAGAAGGCAGUCAUCGAGCAGCGCAUCGCAGAGGCUAACAACACCAAGGUGCAGAUCCUUUCAGACGUGGCCAAGCUACGACCCUUGCAAGACUUCGUCGAUCUGUACCGAGUUCCUGAUCGCAAGGACGCGCCCGGGUGGAGAGGACCGUGCGACCUACUGGACAUCAACCUGAAGGAGAACGUGGCACGAUCGUAUGCGGUCACAGUGGCGUGCCCACCGACUCACAUGCUGAUGGACGGAGAAGGUGGAUGGCAGGACAACAUGCAUGACGAUGUGUACACGACAUUGCACGGCUUACUUGACAUCGUUGAUGGCCAGGCACCAGGCACCACGAUCACGGUUGGAAUGGUUCACGACGCCAGCGGUAUGCAGAUUGUUGUGCCGAACGACUUCGAGAUCUACACUCCCGAGGUCUUUCGUCUGGCAGCUCAAGUAGGCGAGGUUAUGCUACAGCUGGCGGCUCCAAGGGCCAUCAGGUUCGGCACGCAACUGCACAACAUCAACACCUAUCACGGCAUCAAUCGAGGAGUCAUCCUAGCAUGGGUUCGACGAGAUCGACUCAGCUACCAAGUACGACAAGUGGACCUGGGACAUACUCUGCGGCUGGCGACUAUCUUGCCAGACGCGCCGAGCAACUACUCGUUCAUCAUCUAUGUCUCAGAGCAGUACGAGGACACGGUUGUUCAGGACGCAGCACCAGACCUUUCGGACAUCUCGAGCAUUGAGCGGAUAGACGAC
Prorocentrum cordatum is the source of this 2123-nucleotide messenger RNA. NCBI's taxonomy places the organism in Eukaryota, Dinophyceae, Prorocentrales, Prorocentraceae. The record is from the annotation of a GenBank genome assembly.